Poeciliopsis prolifica (blackstripe livebearer) is the source of this 6965-nucleotide messenger RNA. It is a transcript of the gene ypel1, whose product is annotated as yippee-like 1. The transcript has 5 exons. The record is from RefSeq and is a predicted model, not a curated record. Lineage: Eukaryota; Metazoa; Chordata; Actinopteri; Cyprinodontiformes; Poeciliidae. The coding region runs from base 796 to 1155 and encodes 119 amino acids.
GAAUGCGACAUGGUCGCCGCUAUUAGCUUUGCUUCCUUUUUAUUAGCUUCCUUCACCUGCUAGUUUCCUGUUAUGAUUUUUAUGACGACGCUGUUGGCUCUAAAAUCGAUCCGGCCCUUACUUCUGAAAACAAUGCGCUACUUUGUGACGUCAACAUUGUUCUGCGCAUGCGGCUCACGUUGGAGACAAACUUCACACAGAAGUUUAAUUUGAUUAGCAUAAUUGCUUGAACUUUAUCAACGUUUCCUGUUUUGCGAUUAAUCAAGCAAUGAUGCUAUAAUGUUAUAAUGUCCUCGGCAUUUCCACUGUAAACUCAGCUCUGCACCAGUCCAGAUGCUCGGUGUUGCUCCCAGUCAGCCCUGACUAAUUGGGAACAGUUGUUUACUUUGACUAGACGGAUUCCUAGGACAUCAUGGCUUAAAAAAUGAUCUCAGCUCCUAGAAAGGACUUAAACGACAUAUUUAAGAAAUAAAAUGCAAGAUGUUUCACCCUGAAACAUUUUAAGCGGACGUGGAAGGAAGUCAGAAGUUGCUGCAUCAUCUGGUCUGGCAGUGAAAAUGGAGAAAUUCAAGAAUUUAGAAGAAUGCAACAUCAAGGAAGACGCUGCUAAGAGAAAAAUGACUGAAGGCUCGAUUUUCUCCUGUGGUGUCUGUGUGGAGCGUCCCACACACCCACUCCACAACAACGACGGCUUUUGCUUGCAUCUUCCAGUGUUUCUUCUGUCAGCAAGUCCAGCAGAGCUGCAACUCUUCCAGUGCCAGCCCUGACACCAGCGAGGAGCCCUGCCCCACUGACAUGGUGAAGAUGACCAAGUCGAAGACCUUCCAGGCCUACCUGCCAUCCUGCCACCGCACAUACAGCUGCAUCCACUGCCGAGCGCACCUGGCCAACCACGACGAGCUCAUCUCAAAGUCAUUUCAAGGCAGUCAAGGAAGAGCCUACCUGUUUAAUUCAGUGGUGAAUGUGGGCUGCGGGCCAGCGGAGGAGCGGGUUCUCCUCACAGGUUUACAUGCUGUGGCUGAUAUCUACUGUGAAAACUGUAAAACCACCCUGGGCUGGAAAUACGAACAUGCGUUUGAGAGCAGUCAAAAAUACAAAGAGGGAAAGUUCAUCAUCGAGCUGGCUCACAUGAUUAAGGACAACGGAUGGGAGUGACACCGAGGCCACGUCCCAUCUACUUAAAUCUGUUUUCCUGACCCUGGAAUUUACUGAACUGAGUGGAGCGUCGACCAUCUUCCCUCCCCGUUCCUCCCUGCUCCCCCCAUUCCUCACACCUUCUUCCCUUUAAAAGGCCUCCGGUCGCCGGCCUCCGUCACGUGCACACACCCACCUGUUCAUCGUGCAACCGGACAGAACGAAUGCAUUAGGAAGUGGAGUUAAAAACCACUUCCUAAUGGUUUUUAGGAACCUACGCCACCUUGAAGAUUGUGUGUUCUCCGUCGCCGCUCCACGUUUGGGUUCCCUCGCCGCCGCCGCCGCCCGACCCCGCACCCAGCCUCGGCUCCACCGAAACACGCUUACAAGUGAUUGUGGUGAUGUGGCGACCGCUAUGUGAACGGAGAGACUUCACUGAAAAAAGACAUUUUAUUUUUUCUUUAUUCCACUCAUCUGCAAUGACUUUAUUAUUAUUAUUAUUUUAUUGUUAUUUGCCAUAGUUUGAACUUUGGGAUUUGGUGAAGCUUUGGUUUGAUGCCAGAUGGAUGUUACUGGUUAGCAUUUUAUUUCCUGGAGUUUUGUUUGGUUUAUUUGUUUUUUGAGCGUGCUUUUAUUUUAUUUUUUUCUUUCUUUUUCUUCGCUAUUGUCCAAAUGAGCAAUCAGGGAUGGGUUGAGAAGAAACGGGCAAAGGGAGUUUAUUAUAGUUACAAACAUGUAGCAGCUUUUAUUUUUCCUUUUCUUUUUUAAACUGGGAUUCCAGUAAUGUUGGAUUUUAUACCUGCCAUUUCCUUAUGUUUUAUCUUUCGUGUUAAUUCUCCCUUUCUGGUACUUUUCAGCUCCCAAAAAGCAUCAAAAGCAGCACGUACUAUUUUGUUGGACAUGAAAAGAUAUAAAAUUAUAUAUAAAUACAUAUAUAAAUUUAUAGAUAUAUAAAUAUUUGUAGUGUAAGGCUAAAUGCGAUUGUGGCUGGUCCCAUUUUGCAGCAGCACCAUGAAUGAAAGAGACAUGAAAAAGGAGCAGAAAUCAUUUUUAGAGCGGGGAAGCUGACGUCAGCGUCCUCACUGUAUUAUCCCAUUGUCCAGUAAUGAAACAAUGAAAGUCACUGCUACAUAUUAAUAUAAAUACACAUACUAUGAUUACAUAUCCAUCAAUACUAUGAUAUUGUACGUAGUAUGUAGAAAUUGAUUGGAACAUGGUUUCGAUAUAUAUAUAUAUUUGCUGUCAUGCACAUAUGUGUAUAUGCAUAAGACUGUGUGUGUAUAUGCAUACUGUGCGCGCGUGUCACGCAUUACAGUGACGUACUUGAACGACGCUACAUCCUUUGCACGUUGCUGAGGCGCCUGCUUCAUCUCGGUUUGGAGGCACAAACCUUUUUUUUUUUUACACUAAAUUUUAUUCGAUUUUUAGUUCAAAUCUCAGAUUUUGUCUUUUUCUCUGUUUUUGGCGCGAUAUUUGAUCACAACGUGAUUUUAGGCCUAGUCCAAGCAAACUCGGGUCAAAGGACUUGUGUUUGCAUCAGUACAUAAAAACAUUGAGAUUUGAGAUUAAUCUAAAACUGAAAAUUUCUGAAAGUUGGAAAAUUGUAACUUUUAAAGUUUUUUUUACCUGAAAAUUUCUGAGUCCCAAAAUGUUUGUUUCCUUUAGCAAAUUUUGUUACUUUUCAAUUGUAGAAAUUUCCAGGUUUUUCUAGAACGUUUCUGAGUUUUUUGGUAGGGAUUUAUGUUGUUUUUACUUUUAAUUUAUUAUUUUUUUAAUCUACAAUAUUCCUAACAUGCAGUCAUGACAAAAACAAUUUGUUAAAAAAAAAUCAGACCAAAGCUUUUGUUUGUGUUUAUUCUGGAAAACAGAAAUUACAUUAAUCUCACUUUUCCAACUUAUAAAAUUUUCGACUUCCACUUUUUUUCUGAAAAAUUUCUGAUAUUAAUCUUAAAAUGUCAUAGGUUUUUUUUGCCAGAAAUGUACUCUUGCUCUCCAAGAGCCCACGCAUGCAGAGCAUGGAGAUAAAUAGGUUUUUAUGUGUUUUGGCCUCAACAUGAAAACUCCACUUGAGAUCACUGGAAACGGUUCUUUGAAUGAACUCACACCAAUGUGUAGAUUUGAGAAACUCUGUGUUUGAAGGUGAAAACAGACUCGACCAACGAUGUUCACCCACAGACUUGCUUUGACAGGAUUCCCAGUCCACUGUCUGAAAGUAGUUCAACCUCCUGCCGCCAUGUUUGUUUCCAAACAGGAAGUCGUCGUUGCGUUGAAGCAGUCUUGAUUGACUGACUAAGGUUUUAGCUUUGCGCUACACUGCCCCCUGGAGGUUUGGCAUAUUUAAAACGACGCUCGGCGGCAGAUUUGAUGUUAAAUCUUUUGAGUAUGAUAUUUUUAUUUUCAAAUGAUUUGAUGGAGAUAAACCUGUGUGUACAAACCCUUAGUUUAAGAAAUUACGUUUUUUUUUGUUCUUUAACAAGUCUGAUCUGUUUUGGAUUUCUUUGCCUCCAAGCCGAGUGAAUUUCGUGCCUCUUCAAAACAUGAACGGCCUCCCCCAUUUAUUUUUUUUCUGUUGUGCAGUGCAUAACUUGGAAAACUUUAAUGUGAACCGAUGUGUCUUCCCUUGUCCUGGUUCAACACGGCCCUAAAAGAUCCUCAGACAACUCUGCCCUUUUUCUUUUGUCUACAUAUAUUUUCUAUGAUAAUAUUUAGACGUGCACAAAUGAAUGGAUAUGGAGUACAUUAUUUCUCAGAGUAAACAUAGAGGCUUUUGUUUUUUUCCUUUGUGCCCAUCGAGAACUGGCCGUUUGUUGUUGGUUUGAAGGAUGGCAGAUUAAAAAAAUCAGCAGUGAUUGAUUACUUUGCCGGCAAGGUCAGUCAGAUCACUCUGACCUUUUAUUCAGAAAAAAAAAACGUUGACAAUGCAAACCCUUAAUAGAUAGCAAUGAUACCUACUUGAAAAUUUAAAUACAGAAACCGCUGAGAUAUUGGCCCGUGAUAGUUUUUGUACAUAAACAUAUUUAAGGUUUUAUACGUAUUUCUACUGGGUUAGUUCUUUUACUUCCCCGACUUGAAGCACUUUUGUUCACUGUACCUCUGUCUGAGAGUGUGUGAAUGUGUGUGUGAAUGUGUGUGUGAGUGAGUGUGUGCAUACUUUGCAUGUGUUUCAGCCCACAUGCAUGGCUGCACAUGAAAGUGAAUGUUUACUUUCUCUUUGGGUUUUAUUUCCUCCUCUCUUUCUGUUUGUUCCUUUUCUAUUAUUAUUUUUGUGUUGCAGCUCUCUGGUUUCACUGCUGCUCCCGCUGAUCUGAGGUCAAGAGCCAGUUUAGUUUCUUUGGAAGUGAUUUAUCCCCUUUUUUUUCGGUUAGCUUGUUUGUUUUAGCUUGUGUGGUGAGAGCCGGUGUUCAGGUCUCUGCUGAGCCGUGUAGACGUCGAGGGCGAGCUGGAAUCUCCCACCGUGUCGCAGGGAAAGCCUUUAUCGAGACCCUUUCGCCACCACACUUAGUGUUACACUCGAGCGCUUUCAGGCGGCGGACAUGUUGGAGGUCCUUCGCAGCGACGCUGGCUGUUUAUAUGAUUGUAUUUCACAUUCAUGUUUACUUUUGUUCUUUCAAAAAUGACCUGUUCUGUGUUCUAUUUAAUGUGAUGUGUUUUGGGUCGAUGGUUGACUGUAAUCUCGCCAUUUUCUGUUUUUAGAGACGCUUUACUUUCCAGUUCGCCAGUUGUCUUGACUUGUUCUUGAGCAGCUCUGCACAAUUUAGUCUCUGGGAUCAAGAAAUGAACUCCAAAGGUGUCACAUAAAAUUCACAUAAACACAGUUAAAGCAUUAAGUUUCUCCUUUGUGGUGCAUUCAAGCAGUUUCCCCUGAGUUUAGGUUUGGUGUUCAUCCUGGAAAGAGUGUUCAACAGAAUAUUCUGACUUCUUUGGUCUGUUAGCUGUUCAGGGCGGAGACGGAAAAACUUCACAUCUUAUGCAAACUGCUUUUUGCUUUUACAAAAAAAGUAGUUCAACAUUUUCACUUAUUUCAGAAAGCUAAAUUUGUAAAUUCACUGCACCUGGUGAAAUAUAUUGAGCCUUUAUUUCUUAGCUCACUUCUGAAAAUGAUUCAGUAAAAUCAAAGUAUUUGUUGUAGUGACAUGUAAAGGGAAAUUGUUGCCAAAGCUUCUUCGGAGCGCAACAUCUAUAUUUUCUAAAUAAUUCACAAAAUACAAAACUGAUUAAAACCUUUCUGUUUGGUUCGUUUCAGAUGUAGAAAUUAUACAGAAAGUGACAGAAAUGCAAAAGUUAACCAAAAGAUAAAAAGUCCAGGGUUCAAUCCUUUGUCUCAAGGCCAGUUUAAGUAACUUUAUUUUUUGAAUAAUGAUUUUAUUUGGAUUUGUUUUUAACUUUUUACAUCUGUUUCACAUAAUUUCAGUAACCAAAAUGGAUUUUAUUUUUUUACGUAAUGCAUUUACGUAUUUAUGCCUCCCCAUUUAUAAACGUCUCUGAAAAAUCACUACCAUCUGUUAUUAAAAUGAUGUGAUUUAUGUUGAUGCUCUUAUUUUGAAAAGAGAAGUUCUGGAGACACCACUGCUGUUGGCCCGGCUAACACAACCAUAUGAAAGUUUUUGAUGCCCUUGGUUACAACAGCAAGCUUGUAAAUCAAAAUCUGAUGCUAGAAAAGUACAUUAGCACUAACAAGAAAGUCGACUGACGGACAUUCAUUUCGUCCAAUCAGGUGUGAUAGUUGAGAAAUGGCUUCCUUUAGAAACAACUUCUUCAUCUUCAGACGAUAAAGUUGUUUUUAUACCCAUUUGCUCCUGGACACCGCUUGCUCCGCCCCUUUUUGGAGACUGUUACAAGAUUAACUUUAGCCAUUGAGCAGGGGUGUCCAAAGUGUGGCUCCAGGGCUAUUUGUGGCCCUUUAUAUGACUUUGUUUUGCCCCUAACCACAAGUCAAGAAUAGUUAAAUAUGACCUUUUCCAGGAGAAAGCUGCUCUCUGAUUGAAUUGACCAAUUAUCAGGAUCUGUGGAGCUUCACAUUUCCAAAAAAUUUGACAUUUUGAAUCGUUUUUGUCAAGUUUGAGUACUUGAAUGCACCAUUAAAGGCUAACCUUCUGGCUUCCUUUGAAUGUAGCAGCCCAGUUUGAGACUAAUAUUUCAAAAUUUAGUCUGAUCUGACAACUGUUUGCUAAAUUUGGAAGCUAAUCUUCCUCUCACUGUUCAUGCCAGCUCAAAUUGUAACUGAACACAGGUACGAGUCCGCCAGUUUGUCUGAAGGAUCCUCCAGCAUUGGUCGAUCUAAACGAAGAGCUUCGUAGAGCCGAGCCAACAAAAACCGACGGCCAGCGUCACCAUUGUGUACCAAAUAAGAGCCGGGUUCUGUUGAGUGAAAGUUGAUCCAGGAGACUCAACUUCCAUACCAAAUUCAAAGGCUGGGAAGGCGUUUUGUUUUCUCUGUCCUGCAGAAUGUUUAGAUUCUCUGAGCUGAACAGCAUCAAACACUGAAAGUCGAAGGUUUCUGCUGCUGAAAACUGUUUACUGUGACGCUGGCCGCCGGCUUUUUGAGCUGCAAAAGCCUGAAAGGAUGUCGAUCAAAGGCGGGAAAAAGUCUGCACAGGAUCUUUUCUUAGGACUGUUAAAACUCCAGCUUAAGGUCUACAGCAUGUUGUAUUUAUAAUGGCUUUAUGUCGUGCCUGUUUUAUUUUUUUCCUCUAAAUUUAAAGACAAAUGUAUGCUUUUAUUUGACUACAUUGCUUUGCAUUCUGUCUUAGUGAAGCCAUUUCACAUGUCUGUUUUCACUCUAAUGUAAACUAUCAAAUAUCACAAUAAAUUUUCAAUGGCAUUAAACUGUG